AUGUCACAAGACCAGAUUGACAGUUUCAUUGCCAUUACAAGCGCGGAAAACGGUGAAUUGGCCAAGCAUUUCAUCGAGAUGGCCGGUGGCGAUUUGCAGACAGCCAUAGCCCUGUUCUUUGAGCACGGCGGUAAUUCCCAGUUGAGACGCCAGGCUGGGAGCAGUGAUCAGACAGGAACAGAUGUUGAUCGCAAUAAUGAUGAGGAUGUAGCCCAAAGAUUACAGGCAGAAGCGUACCGCAAUGAGGAGGAGUUUGUGAGAGCCCCUGAUCAAGCAAGGCAUGAGACACUAGCUGAGACCCACAUCUUUCCGGGAACUUAUGGUGGAAUUGGUGGGAGUUUCAAUCCCUUGCGUCAAGCUCGAGAUAUGUUUGACGAUUCUAGGCCGGCUGGAGUGUUCAACCAGAGGUUGAAUGACGACUUUAUCGCUGAUGGUUCGGCUUCAGACUCAGAUUCAGAUGAUAGCGCGGCGAGCUCUGAAGACGAUGAUGCCUAUGAGUAUGUAGAGGAGCCGGUGAUCGAACUCGACGAGGAUGGGAACGUCAGAGAGUAUACAAAACUUGUAAAGAGACCAAAGGCGAUGUCGAGGGAACGUAGGCUGGCGCUACUCUUUAGGCCGCCUUUCGACUUGAUGACCAAAUUGAACUUAAGCAGUGCCAAGGUGAGGGCUCGGAAGAAAAGUAAAUGGAUGAUGGUCAACAUCCAGGACUCUGGAGUGUUUCAGUGUCAGGCUCUGAAUAGGGAUUUAUGGUCGUCAAAAGAGGUGAAGAAGUUAAUCAAAUCGAACUUUGUGUUUUUACAAUACCAGUAUGAUUCGCCGAACGCUCAACCAUACAUCAAUUUCUAUGGGAUCCGAAGCAAGGACUCCCUUCCCCACAUAGCAAUACUGGAUCCCAUGACGGGCGAACGAUUGAAGCAAUGGAACAAGACGGUUCCAAUGCCCGACAGCUUUAUAAAGGAAGUCAACGAGUUCUUGGGAUCGUUCUCUCUGGAUCCCAAGGCGGCAAAUCCAACUGUGAAAGAGCCCACGCCAGAGAUAGACCCGACAACACUUAGCGAGGAGCAGCAGAUGAAAUUAGCUAUUGAGCAGUCUCUAGGGAAGUCAUUUUCCGAACCAAUUGCUCUGGACGAGCCGGAGCAUCAGCAGGAUCUCAGCGAAAUGGCAGCGGAGAAAGACGACAACCGCGCUCCCAGCGCUUUCGAAGCCAUCAAAGCUGUUAAGCAUGAGGAACCCCCGAACAGGCCAGGAAUCACCACCAGAAUACAGGUCCGGACAGGUGACGGUCGAAGAGUUGUGCGUAGGUUUGAAGUACGUGACCUUGUGAGGAACAUCUACGAGGUUAUCAAGAGCGAAAUCGACGGUUUCGAGCAAUGCCAUUUCACUCUCAGCAACCACCAGCGCGAGAAUCUCAUCGAUAAGCUUGACAUGACAAUUGAAGAUGCGGGACUCAAGAACAGCUCGCUAUUGGUGGAAAAGGCAUAUGCAAGCGAUUGA
This is a messenger RNA of Torulaspora globosa, 1494 nucleotides long. RefSeq names its product DNA protein crosslink repair co-factor UBX5 (gene UBX5). Gene Ontology annotation, molecular function: ubiquitin binding. Gene Ontology annotation, biological process: proteasome-mediated ubiquitin-dependent protein catabolic process. NCBI's taxonomy places the organism in Eukaryota, Fungi, Ascomycota, Saccharomycetes, Saccharomycetales, Saccharomycetaceae. Gene Ontology annotation, cellular component: nucleus. The record is from RefSeq and is a predicted model, not a curated record. The transcript has a single exon. Bases 1 to 1494 code for a protein of 497 amino acids.